Molecule: messenger RNA, 2910 nt
Organism: Cryptomeria japonica (Japanese cedar)
Lineage: Eukaryota; Viridiplantae; Streptophyta; Pinopsida; Cupressales; Cupressaceae
Exons: 15
Coding region: 299-2536 (745 amino acids)
Cellular component (GO): membrane
Source: RefSeq, a predicted model, not a curated record
AAAAAAGGUCUGAUUGAUUGUAAACGCAUCUACAUAUUUCCUUUGACUCGGCGCAAGUUUCUCUUUUAAUUUGUCCGUCGAUGGCGUCCGGCGGGACAAAAUAAUAAUAACUUGUGGAAAGAAACCCUUUCUUGUCCAAUUCGGACUCAAUUUUCAGAGAAUUUAACCAGAUCAUGUCAUUUUGAAUCUGCUGUAAGCAUAUUUUUAUAAGGGAAGUGUGAUUGAAAAGCUUUUAGUUCAAGGUAAAUUGCAGGAAAGGAGAAACUGAUGCCUCGAAGUUGAGCAGGAAAGGGCAAAAAUGUGGGUGUUUUACUUGAUAUCGUUGCCGCUAACGCUGGGCAUGGUGGCUGCCACGCUCAAGUAUUUCGCCAGCCCGGACAUUCCCCGCUAUGUUCUCUUUACCGUAGGAUAUGCCUGGUUUUGUUCGUUGUCUAUCAUUAUACUCGUGCCCGCAGAUAUUUGGAUGACUAUUCUUGGGCAAGAUAAAGGAGGAAUUGCUUUCUUUUGGAGUUGGUCUUACUGGAGUACCUUUCUCCUUACAUGGGCUAUAGUACCAACUAUUCAGGGUUAUGAAGAUGCUGCAGAUUUCACAGUCACAGAGAGAUUAAAAACAAGUGUUCAGGGGAAUCUUGUCUUCUACUUAAGUGUGGGCUCUAUUGGAUUGCUUGGAAUUAUCAUUCUUAUUCUCAUGCACAGAAGCUGGGGACAUUCGAUAAUUGGUAUGGCCAUGGCAUGCUCAAAUACUUUUGGUCUUGUUACGGGUGCUUUUCUUCUAGGAUUUGGUUUGAUUGAAAUUCCCAGGAGCAUUUGGAGGAAUGCAAAUUGGAUCUACCGACAGAAAGUUUUGUCUCAUCGAGUUGCUAAAAUGGCUGUUAAACUUGAUGAUGCUCAUCAAGAACUCUCAAAUGCAAUUGUAAUUGCCCAGGCUACUUCAAAUCAAAUGUCCAAGCGGGAUCCAUUACGUCCCUGUAUGGAUGUUAUUGACAAUAUGCUAGUGCAGAUGAGUAGAGAAGAUCCAAACUUUAAACCAUCAGGUGGAAGACUGGGGGAAAAUGACAUGGACUAUGAUGCUGAUGAAAAAUCAAUGGCCACCCUUAGGCGUCAACUAAGAAGAGCUAGGGAGGAAUAUUAUCGUUAUAAGAGUGAAUACAUGAGCAAUGUUUUUGAAGCCCUUGAACUUGAGGAUACAAUUAAGAACUAUGAACGUGGCAGCUCCACGGAUUGGCGCUAUAUAUCAAGCUUCCGUCCUCCUCGCACUGGUUCUCUUGCACAGUACCUAGAUGUGAUGGAGUGGGUUUGGCGGUGUGUCCUUAGGCGGCAGCUUGAAAAAGUUCUGGCAGUUCUUCUGGGGUGUAUGUCAGCUGCAAUUCUCUUAGCAGAAGCCACAUUGUUGCCAAGCAGGGUUGAUCUUUCCCUAUUUUCUAUCCUCAUCAAAGCUGUGGGAAAGCAAGAGAUGCUAGUGCAGGUUACUGCAUUCGUCCCACUAAUGUAUAUGUGCAUCUGCACAUACUAUUCUCUUUUUAAGCUUGGAAUGUUCACGUUUUACUCCUUGACACCAAAACAGUCAAGCUCUGUGAGCCUGCUUAUGAUAUGCUCAAUGGUGGCUCGGUAUGCUCCUUCUAUAUCAUACAAUUUUUUGAACAUGAUUCACCUUGAUGGGAAUGCAAAAACAACCUUUGAAAAGAGAAUGGGUAACAUUGAUGAUGCGGUCCCUUUUUUUGGACAAGGAUUUAAUAAAAUAUACCCACUUUUCAUGGUUAUCUAUACAAUUUUAAUAGCCAGCAAUUUUUUUGAUCGAGUCAUCAACUUUCUCGGGAGCUGGUGGAAAUUCAGAUUUGAAACUGAGGCUGAAGAUGCUGGUGGUUUUGAUCAAUCUGGCUCAAUCAUCCUUAAAAAAGAGAGAACUUGGCUGGAACAAGGACAUGCAGUUGGAGAGCAAGUAGUUCCAUUGGCCCGAAACUUCAACAAUCUGAGUGAGGACAUUGAAGCAGACAGUAUGCCUAAGAAAUCAACAUGGAGUGCUGAUGAUGCUUGGAAUAAGACUGGUACGGAAGUGAAAGUGGCAUUGAAAAAAGAUGAUGUAAAGGGUAUUCAGUCGAAGACUCUGAAAGAGGACAUCCAUACACAAGGGAGCAAGGGUGCUAUUGCAAGUAAGUAUAUUGCGAUUAGAGAACAUCAGAGUAAACCGUCUCAUCUUCACCCAGGAGUGAUACAACCACAGAGACAUGAUAUAAGGAAUGCUAUUCAGCCCAGUAAUUCUGAAAAUAUGCCUAACAGCAGAAACCAGUUUGAUAUUUCUUCUGGCUUAGCAACAAAGUGGGAGUCGAUGAAGUCAAGCCUACAGAGUAUGAAAGCAAAUCUAGGAGCCAAAAGAUUUGUCCCCUUACGACAGCUUCAGGAAAGAGAGGAUUCCAGGCCACAUGUUUCUCCAACUGAAUCAUUAGAUACCAUAUUUGAGAGAUUGAAGCGAAGAAAAGAAGAUAAUGAAAAUGAUGAUGAUGGUUCUGAAUUGAGAUGGCCAAUGUUACCAAAAUAAAUUCUUUCAUGGUAUGGGUGAAGGUAUGACGCCUGUAAUGGGUGAUGGGUUAGUGCAUCUGAGGAUUGGGAGUGGAAUAAGCAUAUUUAUUGCUUCAGAUAUAUGGAGAUUCCUGAUAUUCUACAUGUGUAGAUGUGAUACGUUUGAGCAAGUUUUGGCAGGUUUUGCCCAACCCUUACAGCAAAAUGUAUAGAUAUCAAUAUACGUUUCUCCAAGGGAAGAAACCAAUAUUCUGUGGAAGGUGCUUUAAGAAGAAAAACUGUGAUUUUGGCCAGUUGAUUACCUUAUAUGACAAUACUAUAUAUUUAAGCUGUUAAUGUCUAGAUUUUUAAUGAUCUUUUUCAAAUAAAAAAUAUAUUCCAAUUCACGAGUCA